Messenger RNA from Onychostruthus taczanowskii (white-rumped snowfinch), 2414 nucleotides. RefSeq names its product cathepsin O (gene CTSO). Gene Ontology annotation, molecular function: cysteine-type endopeptidase activity. The transcript is spliced from 8 exons. The coding region runs from base 147 to 1115 and encodes 322 amino acids. The record is from RefSeq and is a predicted model, not a curated record. Gene Ontology annotation, cellular component: lysosome. Lineage: Eukaryota; Metazoa; Chordata; Aves; Passeriformes; Passeridae.
CCCGCCCGCCGGCUCCGCGGGAAGCGGCGGCGGGGACAGCCUCCGGCCGCGGGCUGGGAAGGAAGUGGGGUUCGGCCGCUUUCCCGCUCGGAACCUGACGGAUCUCAGCUCCGCGGGUGGGAGCGCGUGCCCGGGCGCUCCCCGCCAUGGCGCGGUGGCCGCUGGCGGUGCUGGCGCUGCUCCUCUGCCUGCUGCGGCCGGGCAGCGUCGCCCUCACGGCGCCCGCGGGCACCCGGCUGCGGGAGCGGGGCGGCGGCGGCCGGGAGCGAGAGGGAGCGGCGGCGGCUCUGCGGGAAAGUGCUAAAAGAAUUAGAUUAUUGAAUUCAUUAUCAAAAGAUAAUACGACUGCUAUCUAUGGAAUAAAUCAGUUUUCUCACCUGUUUCCUGAAGAGUUCAAAGCCAUUUACUUGAGAAGCAUACCUCACAAAGUUCCCAGAUACAUAAAAGUGCCAAAGGGGGAGGAAAAGCCUCUGCCAAAGAAGUUUGACUGGAGGGACAAGAAAGUCAUUGCAGGAGUGAGAAAUCAGCAGACAUGUGGAGGCUGCUGGGCUUUCAGCGUGGUGGGUGGCAUAGAGUCUGCCUAUGCAAUUAAAAGAAGCACCCUGGAAGAGCUCAGUGUGCAGCAAGUUAUUGACUGCUCAUACAAUAACUACGGCUGCAGCGGGGGAUCCACUGUUAGCGCUCUGAGCUGGCUGAACCAGACCAAAGUAAAACUCGUGAGAGAUUCAGAAUACACUUUCAAAGCUCAGACAGGACUGUGCCAUUAUUUUGAGCGCUCAGAUUUUGGAGUUUCAAUAACAGGAUUUGCUGCAUAUGACUUCAGUGGUCAAGAAGAGGAAAUGAUGAAGAUGCUUGUCAGCUGGGGCCCUUUGGCAGUGACAGUCGAUGCCAUUAGCUGGCAGGAUUAUCUCGGUGGAAUCAUACAAUAUCACUGCUCCAGUGGAAGAGCAAAUCAUGCUGUUCUUAUCACUGGUUUUGACAGAACAGGUAGCAUUCCUUACUGGAUUGUACAGAACUCUUGGGGGCCGACAUGGGGAAUAGAUGGAUACGUUCGUGUUAAGAUGGGCAGCAAUGUCUGUGGUAUUGCAGAUACAGUUUCAGCAGUAUUUGUUUGACAUUCCUCUGGGCCUCCACAACUGGUCAAAGACCACAAGUAUCAUGAGGACAGACACUGUGUAUGAAGAUGGAAUUCAAAACACCAUUUUCAAACAAAAGAAAUGGCUGUAAGGGCAAUUCCAGCAACUUCUGGCUGAAGUUUUUAAAUUUUUUUUAAUUUGUGUUGAAUGCCAAAUUUCUCAUGGAUUAAGAAGACUCAUCUGCAGAGUGCAUAAAUAGAGGCUACACAGAUGGACUGAAGCCUCAAAUGUAAGGUGUUGGAUACUACGCCAUAGAAAAAUCUUAAAAGGAAAUAAAUUAUGACAAAUAAAAAAAAGGAAUUUGAAUCAAAAAAUCAGUACCGUAAGAGUAUAUUUGAAAUCAUUUAAGCAUAAGAAGAAUCAUGAGUGACAGUUUAGAAAGUCAGCAAUUAUAGAAUAUAUCCAGUAGAGUCAGUGUUAAAUUUCCCUCAUGAAUUGAAUUCAGAGGUGGGACUUGCUGGUAAUAAAAAGGUGUUCCAGCUUUGCUUAGCUGUGAAAUUGCAGCUGUGGGCAAAUGUAACUAGAACUCAACAAUGAAACAUGUAAUUCUAAAAUGUUCUGAGUUUUUCACCUCAAAUGCUUUACCUGUAUCUUUUACAAAGGCCUACUAUGAAAAGUAUUGAAGCAGUUCUGUAAUUUUUGCACUCAAUUACUGUAACAUGUUUUUAGAUUCAUUUUUUUAUAACUUUUACAACAAAUGCAAUAAGUAUUUAUAAUUGUCUAUUGUUAAGUGUUGCUGUUUAUUCCUUCUAAUUUUGAUUCCUUUUAGUUCCUUCUAGUUUUAAUUCCUUCUAAUUUUUUCAUAUUUUAAAUGAAAGGAAGACCAAGUGUGAUGUUUCUUUACUUCAAGUUUUGCUACUUACUGAAUUUACUUGGCUGAAAACUUCAGUUUUAAAAAAUGUGAAGUCUUGUGUACUCUUGAGUGUUGUGUAGUCUGGCCUUCCCUGAGUGGCUUACAAACAACAGAUACCACAUUUCCAUAACUGGAAAACAAAGUCCCUAAUGGGCAUGGAUAGGAGUAAAAUAGUCAUAGCAAUAUGAAACACAGACGUGCCUCCAGUGUUUUUGAGGUGCUACUGCCAGGUAUUAGUACUUGAAGUGCUGUGGUAGAGGGAACUUACCAGAAAUUCCAGCCUACAGUGUUUGUGUCUUUCCAAAGGAAGCACUUAAAAAGACAAAAGUCCAUUUAAUGAGAAGAUGACACUGCUUUAUCGAUAUUCUAUAGCCAAAGUUGCCUUUUAUUGUAUACCAAUAUGAAUAAAAAUCACUUUAAAUACC